Molecule: messenger RNA, 1941 nt
Organism: Talaromyces marneffei
Lineage: Eukaryota; Fungi; Ascomycota; Eurotiomycetes; Eurotiales; Trichocomaceae
Exons: 7
Coding region: 1-1941 (646 amino acids)
Biological process (GO): mRNA export from nucleus; regulation of DNA-templated transcription elongation
Cellular component (GO): THO complex part of transcription export complex
Source: RefSeq, a predicted model, not a curated record
AUGCUCGACACAGCUACCGAUUCCACAGUCGCUUACCGCAGAUUGGUUCGUGAUUUGCUAGCGAAAGCAGCGGAAGUCAAAAAAGGACAUGAUGUUGAACCACCUAUCACUGAAGCCAGUCUAGGCGACUUGGUCGAGCGUGCAUCUCUCAAGAAUGGCAGUAUUCAACCAGAAACAACUAAACAAAUGAACUUCGCCGCUGUCGAAACCGCAUUCCGAGAGAAAUUCUACGAGUUGCUGGCCUCCACUUCGAUAGACGAUCCUGCUUUUGUGAACAUCUGGAACCUUCUCGAUAUUGUUUCAAUAUUCUCGGACAAUGCACAAUGUGAGGCAGGUCUUAUCUUUUGGCUCAUCGAAGAGCUUCUUGACAGCCAGACGGUCGACGGUUGCCGCAAAGUUUUCGACUAUUUGGAGUCGCGCAGAGAAAUUAAUACGGCGAAACAUUUUGAGUCGAAGAAGCUAAUCAUUCUACGAUCAUGCAAUGAGCUACUACGUCGGCUCUCGAGAGCGGAAGAUACUGUUUUUUGCGGACGGGUGUUUAUUUAUAUGUUUCAGAGCUUUCCGCUUGGAGACAAGAGUUCGGUCAACCUUCGCGGAGAGUUUCAUACCGAGAACAUUACAACAUUCGAUAAUAUUGUGAAGACAUCUCAGGAAGAUGCUAUGGAAACAGAGCCAACUGAACCGACAGAAACAACAGAGAAGAUGGCCCAAGUCGCGCAAGGCGAACCGAUUAAUGAGGGCGAAGCCACUCGAGCUGUGAAGGAAGGAACUCCUACGGUAGCAGAAGCUGCUGAUGAAAAGAAGGAAAACGACCCAUCUAAGACCGUUGACCUAGAUGCACUUUACCCGAUUUUCUGGGGCCUGCAGGGUUUUUUUUCAGCGCCUACCAGGUUAUUCGACUCCCAGAGCUUUGCGUCGUUUCGCGCUGGCCUAGAGAAGACGCUCUCGACGUUCAAAUUAAUGAACAAGGUCACCGAUACAUGGAGCACUGCAAAGGCACCAGACGAGCUUCGAAGAGGGUUGAAACGGAAGCGUAACGGCGAAGGUGUCGAUAUUGCUAGCAGUUUUAAUCCGAAAUAUCUGACAAGUCGUGAGCUAUUUGAUCUCGAGAUCAAUGACAUUGCAUUUCGACGCCAUGUUCUCGUUCAGGCGCUGAUACUACUUGACUUCAUUUUGUCAUUGACACCACAGGCUCGCCAAAGGCUUAUGAAGUCAGUACAACCUGGUAAAGCCCUGAACAAGACGGUGCUUUAUCAAUACGCUGUUAGCGAAGAAGACGCCAAAUGGGCUGCGCAAACCAGAGAUGUUGUUGCAGACUACUUGCAGCAAGGCAUUGAUGGCAAAUUUUACUACAGAAUGGUCGAUACUGUUCUUUCCCGAGACAAGAACUGGGUGCGCUGGAAGGUUGAAAAUUGCCCUCCCAUUGAAAAGCCUGCGAUUAAAGGAGACGACUACUUCCAGGCUCGUGGAAACGCAUCUAAAGUGUUUACCACCAAGCGUCUGAGGGCCGCUCCGAUGGGCUCACUCGAUCUCACAUUCUUGACCGACGGAAAUAGUAUUUCUAGUCUCGAACAAUUGAAAGAACCGGAUCGAUACAGUACACCCGCCCCAGAUUCCUUCAUGAUGGGCAUCGUAGACGAUGAGUUCGACAUUGACAUGGCCAAAGACAAGGAUGAGAAAGAGGCUGCAGAGCGAGCAAAAGUCAGCAAAUUAUGGCGAACAUUACGCCUAGCAUCGAGAAGCAAGCUUCUUGAAUUUGAAAAAAUUGAGGAUGGCAAGAAAAUCAACCUUCUAUUUGAGAAGCCAACAGAGGAAUCGAGAGAGGUGGCUUCAGAGGAUUCGCAAAAGAAAGCAGACAAUCCUAGUGAAACCAAGGACGAACAGGCCUCUACAUCACUAGACACACAAACACAACAGGAGGAUGUCGCUACAACGACUUGA